This is a messenger RNA of Penicillium vulpinum, 1137 nucleotides long. Its product is annotated as pyruvate dehydrogenase (acetyl-transferring) subunit E1 beta. Gene Ontology annotation, biological process: pyruvate decarboxylation to acetyl-CoA. Lineage: Eukaryota; Fungi; Ascomycota; Eurotiomycetes; Eurotiales; Aspergillaceae. The record is from RefSeq and is a predicted model, not a curated record. Gene Ontology annotation, molecular function: pyruvate dehydrogenase (acetyl-transferring) activity. The transcript is spliced from 4 exons. The coding region runs from base 1 to 1137 and encodes 378 amino acids.
AUGGCAGCUCCCCGACUUUUCCGCCCAACAGCCCGUCUGUUCUCCUCGCGCCUUGCUUCUACUGCUCUGCGCUCGAACCUCCGCCAGUCCGCCUGUGCUCCUUCAAUUCUGCGCCGCGGAUAUGCCACCGAGAACGGCAACGGCACCAAGCAGGUCACCGUUCGCGAUGCCUUGAACGAGGCCUUGGCAGAGGAGUUGGAACUCAACCAGAAGACCUUCAUCCUCGGUGAGGAAGUUGCACAGUACAAUGGAGCAUACAAGGUGACGAGGGGUCUACUCGACCGUUUCGGUCCCAAGCGGGUUAUCGAUACUCCCAUCACAGAGGCCGGCUUCUGUGGUAUCGCCGUUGGUGCUGCUCUCGCUGGUCUGCACCCCAUUUGCGAGUUCAUGACCUUCAACUUCGCCAUGCAGGCCAUCGAUCAGAUUAUCAACUCCGCUGCUAAGACUCACUACAUGUCCGGUGGUAUCCAGCCUUGCAACAUCACUUUCCGCGGCCCCAACGGUUUCGCCUCCGGUGUCGGCGCCCAGCACUCCCAGGAUUACUCCGCCUGGUACGGCAGCAUUCCUGGCUUGAAGGUCGUCUCCCCUUGGAGCGCUGAGGAUGCCAAGGGUCUGCUCAAGGCUGCUAUCCGUGACCCCAAUCCCGUUGUCGUUCUCGAAAACGAGCUCUUGUACGGCCAGGCUUUCCCUAUGAGCGAGGCUGCCCAGAAGAACGACUUCGUCCUGCCCAUCGGUAAGGCCAAGAUCGAGCGCCCCGGAAAGGACCUUACCAUCGUCUCUGUGUCUCGCUGUGUUGGUCAGUCCUUGACCGCCGCCGCCGAGCUCAAGCAGAAGUACGGCGUUGACGCUGAGGUUAUCAACCUGCGCUCCAUUAAGCCUCUCGAUGUUGAGACCAUCAUUGCCUCCCUCAAGAAGACUGGCCGCAUCAUGGUCGUUGAGUCUGGCUACCCCAUGUUCGGUCUUUCAUCCGAGAUCCUGGCUCUGUCCAUGGAGUACGGCUUUGAUUACCUGACUGCCCCUGCCGUCCGUGUUACCGGUGCUGAGGUUCCUACUCCUUACGCCGCUGGCCUUGAGGCCAUGGCCUUCCCCCAGGAGGACACCAUUGUCACUCAGGCCGCCAAGCUUCUGCGCCUGUAA